AUGGGUUUUUCAGAGGGAGACCACGAGGCAGAGAGCCGGUCUCAGCCCACAGUGUCAAGGGUGCCUGCAGUCACCAUAGCUUGUCGCUGUCACGCUGACCCUGACCACCUGACUGAGGUUGUGUCGGCCAGGCGUCCCCUCUGUACACUUGCACCUGUCUGCAUGCUGCACUCUUUGGAGGGAAGUUGCUAUGCACAGCCCACACUUAAGGGUGAGUGGUUAUGCUCUACUUCCUGGAGGGUGGAGUGUUUACAUAAAUUAUUUGGAACUCUUCUGAACAGGAAAAUUGUUCUCCUCCAUUUAAAUAUGAUAGCAUAUUUAUUCAGUAUGCUAUCUUUAUCAGUAUGGAACCAAGGAUGCUCAGUUUUUACUUUGGGUUUUGAUAUAGUGACUAUUUGCUCCACAUUUGGCCAUUGGGAAGUCUUCCAGUUGGCUCCUAGGUCUCUUUGA
Molecule: messenger RNA, 450 nt
Organism: Rangifer tarandus platyrhynchus (Svalbard reindeer)
Lineage: Eukaryota; Metazoa; Chordata; Mammalia; Artiodactyla; Cervidae
Source: the annotation of a GenBank genome assembly